AUGCGUUGUGUGUGUAUCGGAAAUCGACGACUGUUUUUCACGGUGAACCCUUGGGCAAACUUUGUCCGAUACUACGAGAAGAGCGACUCCGACCCCGUCAACCUCAUCACCCUCGCAAUUUUUCAGAUUGUGAUUUCGUGCGGAGAAGUUAUGCCCGGAGCGCCGGCUGCUCCACUAGCCAAUCCGGAGUAUUGUGCAGUGUUUGAGCAGAUUGCCCACAUUCCAAGAAUUUCCUUCGAUCUACACUACGGUUUCAACAAUUGCUGGGUGCCGGCCUUGGAAGUGGCCACACUAAUCCUCGAAGCCGCUUUAGUUACGUAUCGUCCCAUCGGAGGUACAGCGCGAAUGAUGUCAAUUCGGAUCGAUUCCCGGUAUGGACAUGAUCAACAGCCCGCUGAAUACAGUCUCACCGAUGCACUGCGAAAUCUGCUCGAAAACAGCGUCAGCACCGCGGACGAGAUCUCGAUAAACCGCGAAACGCUAAUUCGAUGUCGGUCGGACUGGCCUACCGCCGACACAGUUGUAAUUGUUCUCGCGCAGAAUUUCGAGCCGGGCAACUUAGAGCUACGACGUGAGAAGAUUCGACUGGCCAAUUACAAGUGCUUGGAGAAAUGGCCAAAACACCAACAAACCGAUAUUUCACGCCAA
This is a messenger RNA of Mesorhabditis spiculigera, 648 nucleotides long. The record is from the annotation of a GenBank genome assembly. Lineage: Eukaryota; Metazoa; Nematoda; Chromadorea; Rhabditida; Rhabditidae.